AUGGAGAUAGAUGUCAAUUCCGCCAUAAUCACUGAAGAUGACUGGAGAAUUCCCAUAAUAAAUUACUUACAGUAUCCAACCCUGCCUUUUGAGAAAAUAGUCAGAAUCAUGGCUUUAAAGUACCUUAUGUGGAAUGGAGAUUUGGUCCGAAAAAGCAAAGAUGAGGUACUUCUGAGGUGCCUGGGAAAGAAAGAAUACAUGAAGGUCAUGGGAGGAAGCCAACAACACUGUUUCAUUAUUGUGGCUACAGACUAUUUCACCAAAUGGGUGGAAGCCAAGCCCGUUAAAUCCACUACAUCUCAAGAGAUCAUCACCUUCAUAGAGGAACAGAUUAUCCAAAGACAGGGGAUCCUUUUCAUAUAUGGAGAGAUGCUAGAUAUGGCAGAAGCAUUCAAAUUUAAGCUGCUUCAAUCCACUCUGUACUAUGCUCAAUCUAAUGGACAGGCAGAAUCAAGUAACAAGGUGAUCAUCAACAUUAUCAGAAAAAUGCUUGAGAAAAAUCCAAAGCAAUGGCAUGAGAAGUUAUCAGAAACUCUGUGGGCAUAUAGGACUUCAAAGAGAAAGGCAACUGGCUUGACCCCAUAUGCUCUAACUUAUGGUCAUGAUGCAAUUCUGCCUAUGGAGAUAGUAGUCCAAUCUCUCAGAAUUGCUCAUCAACACAAUCUGACUGGAGAAGACUACUCUCGAGUCAUUCUACUAGAACUGGAGGGAUUGGAUGCAAGCAGAAUUGAUACCCUCAACAAACUCUUAGCAGGAAAACAGGCUGUGUCAAGGGCCUACAACAAAAGAGUUAAAAACAAGAGUUUUGAAGGAGAGAUAGUCUAG
This is a messenger RNA of Prunus armeniaca (apricot), 825 nucleotides long. Lineage: Eukaryota; Viridiplantae; Streptophyta; Magnoliopsida; Rosales; Rosaceae. The record is from the annotation of a GenBank genome assembly.